Molecule: messenger RNA, 1918 nt
Organism: Oncorhynchus tshawytscha (Chinook salmon)
Lineage: Eukaryota; Metazoa; Chordata; Actinopteri; Salmoniformes; Salmonidae
Product: transmembrane protein 238-like
Exons: 1
Coding region: 218-736 (172 amino acids)
Source: RefSeq, a predicted model, not a curated record
UGCUGUGCCCUGUGCUGUGACACAGGAAAAUUUAAAUAGGGGCGAGCUUCCUCACCUGUCUCACCUUACCUGUUCAAACAAACGGCUCCGUUUGAAACUCUACCCCAACCGAAUUCACCGAAUUCCACCAGGAAACCAACCGCAAAUGAUAGUUAGAAAAGAAAAGGUGGUCUAAACAAAGAAUUUGUUAGGCCUUUCUCCAAGCCAAUUUAGAGACAUGGAGCCGACGUAUCGCGGUCUAGGUCGCUGUUCCUGUGCCUUUUGGUUGGCAGUGUCCUUCGACAUAUUCGGGCUGCUUGUUCUUUUGAUCGGUGUUUUUGCGGACAUAUUCUUCUAUGACUUUUUAAUCUACGCCGGGGCCAUCAUCAUCUUCCUCAGCCUCGUCUGGUGGGUGUUCUGGUACACGGGCAACAUCGAGGUCCCCCCGGAGGAGCUGGAGGAUGACGUCGGGCUCUUGAAGAAGGAGCGGGGCAUCGCAGGUGCGGUGAGGCGGUUAUCCAGCCGUCUCCAACAGUGGAACUCUCUGCGGCGGAAUGGAGGCCCCCCCCGCGGGGUUGCGAGAAGGGCAGGGACUGGGCUGUCUACGACGCACAUGAGGGAUGCCCCACAGCAACCGAAGCCCCCGCCUGUCGUAUUGACGAUGGGGCCGCUUGAUGAGGACAUGCACACGGUGUCUGCAUCCGUAGACACAGACAUACCUGUUCCGCACACAGCUACAGAGACCUCGGCCAUAUGAUGCGCAAUGCGCACAAGGUUAGCCUAUUAUUUCAAAUCGGUCAUUAAGCCAUUUAGGCUAUAGCCUAGGGAUACAUUUUGUUAUUGGAUAGGCCUAAUUUUCAUUAAACAUGUGCAUAGAUUAUAGGUUUUAUAGGCCAACUUCAUUCUAGGCUAUUGUUUUUGCUUGAUAAUAGCCCACAACUUUGAUCCACAAUUCAGUAGGCUAUAAUGUUCCUAAAAUAAAAUUAAAUGACUAUGUGUUUCAGUGAAUGAGGAAAGAAACUGUGAUCUAAUGGAAACGGACGUCCUUUGUCUUUCUGUUAACCAUUAACGUCAUUGAAUGGCAGUGCGCGCCUAAAGAGAAGCCCUGUUCAAACAAUAAAACCGUUUCUGAGAGGGCGAAGUAGAGCUGCUGCUACAUGAAACAAAGAAACCUAGGUUGACCAUGAAUUGUCUAUUUUAGGAGUUAGGACACAUUUUUGACAUCGAUCUAAACUGAUGUAAGCUACAGUAUGUUGCAACUAUGACAUCAUGAGGUAACCAUAUAUUUUGUCCACCAGAAGUUAGAGGCUUGGCAGCACUGAACCCCGAUAAGGACAUUUCACUUGUCCAUCUCACAAUGUUUACAAGUACAUUUCGAUUUUAAUAUUGUCCUAUGGGCUUUUUUCUUUGAAACAUUUAGUUUUUAAAAUCAAAUUAUGCUCCUCAGUGAGGACUUUUUGUUUGUUUUAUGUUAAUUUUGUGAAUACUUUGUGGAUAAUUGAUGCAAUAUUUCAAAAUACAGAGAUUUUUUCUAGCAAAUAUGUCAGACUUUAAUUUUUAGGGCCAAGUGCUACUGAGAAGGUGCUUGUUGUGAACUUGACCUGGCACCUGUAUUCUACAUCCCCGUCCACAGUGGUGAUAAGCAAUAUAGCACAUUAACGACCUUUGUACCCUAUGGAUUUCCCUACCUUUAUUUAUACAGACAUUACUUUUGGAUGUCCAUAUGGCUGCCUCAUCAUGCUUUAUGAACCUUUUACCUGUUUGUAUUUCCAACUAACAAUUCUCAGAUUUUUGCCAAACACAGUACCUACUUAUUGACUAGAAUAACAUAUGAGUGUUACUGUGUGGAAUGACAACACUUUGAUUAUCUACAGUAGGCUAGCUUUGACCUUGACACCUUGUUACUCCACACAAUAAAGUAUGGGAGUGGUGUACUGUA